AUGGCGCUUUGUCGCUUUCUUUUGCAAGAACGUAAAUUGAGCAAGGAUUCGGAAUUAAGACAUCAAUAUGUCGAGUUCUUAGAAGAUUAUCAGCGUUUAGGACACAUGGAGGAAAUAACAAAUGCGUGUGACUUCUGUCAACAACCAGUAAAUAAUUCGGGAAUUACCUCGUCGUGUCAGUGCGUUAUAAGUGAUGGAUUUGAAAAAACGAUAUUUUCCAUCAAUCGUAUGAUUCCAGGUCCAAGUAUCCAAGUUUGCAGAAAUGACCGUCUUAUCAUUGACUUACAAAACGAAGCCGAAGGUCUUGAAGCAACUAUACAUUGGCAUGGAAUCUUUCAAUAUGGAUCUCAAUAUUAUGAUGGUGUACCAUAUCUGACACAAUGUCCAAUUUUGUCAGCUAAUACUUUCAGGUACCAAUUUAUAGCAAACAAUUCAGGUACACAUUUCUAUCAUUCACAUAUAUCGGUGCAUAUGAUAGAUGGACAGUAUGGAUCCCUCAUUGUACGUGAUCCGCCACAAUUGAAUCCUUCUAAUAAUUUGUAUAAUAUGGAUCGUCUGGAACACGUAAUUGUUAUUAGCGACUUGUUUCAUGAAUUAUCGUUAGAACGUUUUCCUGGUCGAUAUAGAAGAAAUCGUGGACAAAUUCCGGAAAAUUUCUUAAUCAAUGGCAGAGGAAAUUGGACGACUAUAGUUUACGAUAGAGAUUGGUGGUGA
Nylanderia fulva is the source of this 714-nucleotide messenger RNA. The record is from RefSeq and is a predicted model, not a curated record. NCBI's taxonomy places the organism in Eukaryota, Metazoa, Arthropoda, Insecta, Hymenoptera, Formicidae.